Knipowitschia caucasica is the source of this 366-nucleotide messenger RNA. NCBI's taxonomy places the organism in Eukaryota, Metazoa, Chordata, Actinopteri, Gobiiformes, Gobiidae. The record is from the annotation of a GenBank genome assembly.
AUGUCUCGGCCUCACGUCUCUGUCAUGUACAACUAUACAGCUGUAUACAGUACACAGCCGCCGGAGCCACAGCCGCCGGAGCCACAGCCGCCGGAGCCACAGCCGCCGGAGCCACAGCUGCCGGAGCCACAGCCGCCGGAGCCACAGCCGCCGGAGCCUCAGCCGCCGGAGCCACAGCCGCCGGAGCCACAGCCGCCGGAGCCACAGCCACCGGAGCCACAGCCGCCGGAGCCACAGCCGCCGGAGCCACAGCCGGCAGAGCCACAGCCGGCAGAGCCACAGCCGGCAGAGCUACAGCUGCCAGAGCCUCAGCCGCUGGAGCCACAGCCGCUGGAGCCACAGCCGCUGGAGCCACAGCCGCAGUGA